AUGGAGCUGCUGUCUCCGCCGCUGCGAGACAUGGACUUGACGGGCCCCGACGGCUCUCUCUGCUCCUUUGCCACAGCUGACGACUUCUAUGACGAUCCGUGUUUCGACUCCCCAGACCUGCGCUUCUUCGAGGACCUGGACCCGCGCCUCGUUCACGUGGGCGCGCUCCUGAAGCCCGAGGAGCAUGGGCACUUCCCCGCGGCCGCGCACCCAACGCCAGGCGCGCGCGAGGAUGAGCAUGUGCGCGCGCCCAGCGGGCACCACCAGGCGGGCCGCUGCCUUCUGUGGGCCUGCAAGGCUUGCAAGCGCAAGACCACCAAUGCCGACCGCCGCAAAGCCGCCACCAUGCGGGAGCGGCGCCGACUGAGCAAAGUCAACGAGGCCUUCGAGACGCUCAAGCGCUGCACAUCUAGCAAUCCGAACCAGCGUCUGCCCAAAGUGGAGAUCCUGCGCAACGCCAUCCGCUACAUCGAGGGCCUGCAGGCGCUGCUGCGCGACCAGGACGCCACGCCCCCUGGCGCCGCCGCCACCUUCUACACACCAGGCCCCCUGCCCCCGGGUCGUGGCGGCGAGCACUACAGUGGUGACUCCGACGCGUCCAGCCCACGCUCCAACUGCUCCGAUGGCAUGAUGGACUACAGCGGCCCCCCGAGUGGCGCCCGGCGGCGGAACUGCUACGACGGUGCCUACUACGGCGAGGCGCCCUGCGAACCCAGGAAGAGUGCGGCCGUGUCGAGUCUUGACUGCCUGUCCAGCAUCGUGGAGCGCAUCUCGACCGAGAGCCCCGCCGCGCCCGCGCUGCUGCUGGCCGACGCGCCGCCGGGGUCGCCCCCGGGCCCGCAAAAAGCAGCCACCCCGAGCGGGGGUGAGCGCGGCGCCCCCACCCCAUCCCCGGACAGCACCCCGCAAGGCCCUGCGUGCGCGAACCCUAACCCGAUAUACCAGGUGCUCUGA
Messenger RNA from Choloepus didactylus (southern two-toed sloth), 954 nucleotides. It is a transcript of the gene MYOD1, whose product is annotated as myogenic differentiation 1. Lineage: Eukaryota; Metazoa; Chordata; Mammalia; Pilosa; Megalonychidae. The transcript has 3 exons. Bases 1 to 954 code for a protein of 317 amino acids. Gene Ontology annotation, molecular function: RNA polymerase II cis-regulatory region sequence-specific DNA binding; protein dimerization activity; DNA-binding transcription factor activity, RNA polymerase II-specific. The record is from RefSeq and is a predicted model, not a curated record. Gene Ontology annotation, biological process: positive regulation of myoblast differentiation; regulation of transcription by RNA polymerase II; muscle organ development.